This is a messenger RNA of Drosophila rhopaloa, 783 nucleotides long. RefSeq lists its product as uncharacterized. The coding region runs from base 335 to 727 and encodes 130 amino acids. The transcript has 2 exons. Lineage: Eukaryota; Metazoa; Arthropoda; Insecta; Diptera; Drosophilidae. The record is from RefSeq and is a predicted model, not a curated record.
CUAGCAUUCGGCUUUCAGUUUCAUGAGAGACUUCCACCAGAGUACAUCGAAUGUCGGUGAAAUAUCAAAGAAAAUCCACUAAAUAAGAUAGCAGAUACCGAUACCUUGACUUGGUAUUCCACAAAAAGUGCAUUUAAAAAUACGCGUUAUUCAGAAGAAAAAGAAGCAAGUGAUUCAAACAGAGUUCAUUGGACCCCCAAGAAAUCAGAGAGACAGAGUAAACGACCUCGCACAACGCGCGCAAAAAGAGAGAAAAAACACACCCACAUCCCAAUCAAUAGCAUUGCAACGCUCCUUACAAGGGGAAAAAAAGAAGAAGAAUAAAACAACCAAAAUGGAUGUUUGGGGAUUCUGCGUUAGCGAUACUACGAUGGCAUAUGGCGGUUCGAUGCGCCAUGGAUAUUACCGGGAUUACGAGCAGUUUCCCUACGGAACCCUCGAAUCCACCACAUCCCCUCAUGCGGUCAAGGAUUGCUACAGUCGAGUGCAAGAAAAAUGUAAGCAGAUAAAAACCGAGAAGCAGAUGAGGAAGGAUUGUCCUUUCUGCAAGGAGCACAAGAAGCGGCCGCUCAUUAAUUACAUGCGCAAGCGGGAGCAGCGCAAGCACCAUGACAGCAUCUGCGAGGACGAGGAGGAGAUGCACGAACAUGAGCUGGAGCACGCCCACAGUCACAGCCACGAUGUGGUGUCCUCCGUCCUUGCGGCCCCCCAAAGCUGCAAGGUGUGAGAGGAAGCGGGACGACUCUACUACAGUUGAUUCCCACAGACAUUCGCGAAAUGCCA